Molecule: messenger RNA, 6258 nt
Organism: Asterias rubens (European starfish)
Lineage: Eukaryota; Metazoa; Echinodermata; Asteroidea; Forcipulatida; Asteriidae
Product: collagen alpha-1(I) chain-like
Exons: 40
Coding region: 93-4868 (1591 amino acids)
Source: RefSeq, a predicted model, not a curated record
UAUUGGUCGUCACCGAGAGUCAACAAACUCAAAUCAUAUUGGGAUUGAACAUUUCCAAAGAGGGGACGGACAGACAUCGCAUCACGCUCUUUAUGAGGGACUUGACCAACACUGCAACGGACCACGAGGCGACGUCCUUUGUGGUGCCGGCUUUGACGGAUCGCUGGUCUCAGUUCUCGUUGAGCGUCAUCGACGACAUGGCCACGCUGUUCUUUAACUGUAGCACAUACACCAGUCAGUCGUUGAGUAGGCCGAAGGGUUGGAAGCUGACUAUUCCUUCUGAUGCAGCAGUGUUUAUAGGGAGUCAGGGAUUUAGACUGGAAGAGCAGAUGAAUUUCAUGGGUUCAAUUCAAACCUUGGAGAUAACUAACGGACGGCACGAGGCUGAGCUUCGAUGUGAGGAUGAAGACACUGGGGAGUCUUUCAAGCGACCCACCAUCGCCAAACGAGACACGUCUUCCUCAGAUGCUUUAAUAACAAACAAAGACAACGCCUCUCAAAAUGCUAAGCUAAAUGAAUUCUUCCCGUCUGGAAGUGCAGAUAGCGGUAGUGGCAUAUCAACAACAGAACACAGCAUAUCAUUCACUGAAGACCUGCCCGUAUCUACAAAUUUACCAUUCACAAAUAAAAUACCGACACCACCAAGGUUGCCAUCCACAACUCCCCUUGCCACCAAGGAGAGCGACAUAAAAUCAGGGCUAGAAUUUGAAUCAACCCUGAUACCGGUUAUUGUCAACGAUGAACCGAGAACGACCGCCGAAAACUCACAACUUUUUAGACCAACAAUGGUCAGUGCACCAUCGGGUAUGGAAACAGAAACACCGAAAACGGUUACCGAAACACUCACCGGAAUGGAAACACAACCAAGGACUGUCCCGCCUAUGGUUCAUCUAACGACCACUGAGUCUUCUGUUAAGCAGACAGCAUCGAUCACAACUGCUGCUCCUACCAGAAAGGUACCCUCAUCCCCCUCUGGAACAGAGACAGCUGUAGAGAUAAUUCCAGAAACGGCAAGUACGAUGAAAAUGGCCAAAACACCUUUGGUUCAUAUCAAAACCACUGAGCAUCCUGUAAAGGAGACCACAGCGAUGGUCACUCCUACCACAAAAGUGUCAUCGUCCCCCACUGGAAUGGAGACGGCUACAACGACCCCUCUGGACAUGCAGACAACUGCUUCUCCGAUUCCAGAACGCACUUUGCCAGCAGCAGUUCAAACUGAUGAACCAUCUUUAAUAGACCCUGUUACGUUACCACCAACGAGUACAGAGUCUAUGAUGACCACAUCUGUACCCAUGGUAACCGCAACAGCCAGAUCGAGCCAGACACUCCAACCUCCAGAAACGCCAACAGAUGGCCUAGGGACAGUAACGGUGUCUGCCUCGACACCAUUAGUCAAGGUUGUGCCAACCUCAACCCCAAGACCCUCCAAGCCUUCCCUUACCCCUAUCGUCCAGGUAAUCAGUGGUUCACCGGGGGUACCUGGCAUCAAUGGAGGACCUGGACCCAAAGGUGAACCAGGAACUGAUGGUGAUCUUGGUAUACCGGGACUUGACGGAGAUUCAGGACCUCCUGGUGUUGCAGGUAAAAAUGGAGAGAAAGGAGAGAAAGGAGAUUCUGGUCUCCGUGGAAUGAAGGGAGAGCUUGGUGAUCCAGGCCUCACUGGACCUGUGGGUCAAGACGGGUUACCGGGUGUGGCAGGUCCACUCGGUGAUCAGGGCUUACCAGGGAUGGAGGGUCCCACUGGGCCUGUUGGAUCCAAGGGACAGAAGGGAGAGGCAGGUGCAGAUGGAUCUUCUAAACUUCCAGAUCUUGAAAGCCUCCGUGGACAUAAGGGAGAAAAGGGUGAUGUUGGAAUGAAAGGAGACCAGGGUAUGCAGGGUGUUCAGGGCAACGACGGACAAGUAGGACCACAAGGUGAAACAGGAGAACAUGGUCAGAAGGGUGAACCUGGUGAAGGAUUACCGGGACUGGAAGGCCCUACGGGACCCAUUGGACCACAAGGACUGCCUGGUGACAUGGCAACAGCUAUUGAAAUCCCAAUAUUUGACUUCUUUGAUGAAGGCUCCGGGUAUGCUGACUUAAUGGGAAAGCGUGGUAAGAAGGGUGACGACGGUGACCCAGGUCCACAAGGGUUCACUGGGAUCCAAGGCCCCGUGGGUCCAGAGGGUCCUCCAGGUACCUUGGGGCUAGUCGGAGCUCCUGGUCCCCCAGGUAUGGCUGGUGUGCCUGGUAUACCCGGUAGACCGGGCAUUGUUGGUAGCAACUACACUGUUGUUGAAGGACCGCCAGGUAGAGACGGAUUCAAUGGUAGCCAAGGACCACCAGGGAUUCAAGGACCUGCUGGACCGACUGGGCCCUCUGGACAGGAUGGACUCCCUGGAAGGCGUGGAGAAAAAGGAGAAUCUGGACUGGACGGAAUCAAUGGAAUGAAGGGUGAUACAGGAAUGCAAGGACCGCCAGGCCCACCUGGCCCACCGGGAAAAGUAUACGUCAUGCCAACAGAAAUGUCAGCUUCCACUAUGCCGUUUAGUGGUGGAGACAUGGACACUGGAAGUGGUAACAUGCCUAUGCCAACGAAGUCGACCUUAAAAAAUGCUGAUGAGUUGGAGGUGAUCACAGGAGAUGCUGGAUCCCCAGGACCACCAGGGGCUCAGGGUGAGCAAGGCUUAGAAGGACCCCCUGGCGAGAGGGGACCUAAGGGUGACCCAGGAUCCAUUGGUCCUAAAGGACCACAGGGCCGUGUUGGCAAGCCAGGACCUCGAGGACUAAGGGGAGAUGACGGCAAAGACGGUGAACCUGGAUCUCAGGGGAAACAGGGUGUGAAGGGCGUUCCAGGUAUUGGAUUGGAGGGUCCAGCGGGUGAUCUUGGACCACAAGGACUCCCAGGAAUGCCAGGAGAACAGGGCAUUCAAGGACCACCGGGACCGCCAGGAGAAAUGCUUAUUGAUGUGGAUGGAUCCAUGGCAGAAAAGGGUGAGAGGGGACUACCAGGAGAUGAAGGCCCACCAGGCGCUCGAGGAUUUAAGGGGGAUGCUGGCUUGAACGGAAUUCCAGGUUUCCAUGGUGAGAAGGGUGAUGUUGGCCCAGCUGGGCCGAUCGGGCCGAUGGGUGUCGAAGGACCUCAAGGAAGUCAGGGAUUUACAGGGGAGCCUGGAGAACCUGGAUUCCCAGGAGUGGAUGGCUUGAAUGGUUUACCAGGACCAAGAGGGCCACAGGGAUUGAAGGGUGAGCCUUAUCUACCUGAUGAGACGGAGAUGAUUUUCUAUAAGGGUCAGCGAGGACCCAGGGGAGCGAGAGGACCUAAAGGUCACUUUGGCAUUCCAGGAAGACCGGGUAGCCAUGGUGACACAGGGCCAGCUGGAUUGUCCGGACCACCAGGAAUUGACGGCCGACCUGGUAUCGGAUUAAGAGGCGACAAGGGGGAUCAUGGUGAACGGGGUCAGAAAGGAGAGUCUGGUGCCGGAGGUCUUGGUCUUGGUCUAGGGGUAAAGGGUGAGAAAGGAGACAUGGGUGAGCCAGGACCUUCAGGGAAGGGAGGGUCCAAUGGACCUCAAGGACAACCAGGUUUUCCUGGUGUAGAUGGUUUGACAGGACCUCGUGGGUUGCCAGGUUCACAGGGACCAGAAGGAAGGCCUGGUGCCUCAGGUUUCCCUGGUGUUGAUGGACUUUCCGGGUCAGUGGGACCACAAGGACCAAAAGGAGAAAAGGGAGAUUCUUCUGUAUUCAACGGAGAGAUUAACAUCGGUCCGCCAGGUAUUCCUGGCAAACCGGGACCUGCUGGUGAGAGUAUUCCGGGUGAGCCAGGCCGUCCAGGUGAACCAGGUGUACCUGGGUAUGGCAUCCCCGGAGAGCAGGGACCACCCGGUCCUCCUGGCCCUCCUGGUUCUUCACGUCAACCUAUUGUAAAUGGCGACAUUAUCCCAAUAGAGGGUCCUCCAGGCCCAACAGGUGCCCCCGGUCAACCAGGUAGGUCAGGUGAACCCGGUGUACCUGGUAUAGUUGGACCAGUCGGACCUAGAGGGGAACGAGGGCAUCGAGGGCUCCCUGGCAGCUCUGGGGAUGGCACGUUGACGUCUUUUAGUUCCAUCAAUGAUAUGAUAAGACAUGCGGCUAGUCUGUCUCCAGGAACAAUUGCAUUUGUCUCGGAUGUGCAGGAGCUGUACUUGAGGAAAAACGAUGGAAUGACUCAAAUACUGCUCGGAGCUACAUUUAACCUUGACCCAGUGCCACCCACUACCACCUCACAAUCUUCCCCCACUACGGAAAGACUGAUUACUCUACCACCAACAAAACCCUCCCUUCCUGGACCUGAUAUCGCCCUCGGUGAUGAUCCAAUGUUAUACAUGUAUGCACUCAAUAAUCCAAUGACUGGUAGUGAACACAGUCGUGGAAGCCUCGGUGGUUUGAAUGGCGCUGACUACCACUGUUAUCAACAAGCCCAGCAGCAGCAGCUGAGAGGCACCUACAGAGCCUUCUUGUCAUCUAGAAUACAAGAUGUCAAAUCGGUCGUCAAUAAAGAAUAUCAUCACCUACCAGUAGCCAAUGCUAAGGGUGAAAUAAUGUUUAAUUCAUGGGAAGAGAUCUUCAAUGGCACAGAAGCGCCUUUUGACAACGAUAAGCACAUCUUCUCUUUUGAUGGCAAAGAUGUGAUGACAGAUAGAGAAUGGAAUAUGAAGUACGUAUGGCACGGUUCCUAUUCCAACGGGGCUCGCAUGACGGACAGCUAUUGUGAAGAAUGGCGUACUCGGGAUCACGAAGCCAGCGGUCAAGCCAGUCCAUUGGUCAAGCAUAAACUCCUCGGCCAGGAGCUCCAACUAUGCAGUGAAGCGCUAGCCGUACUAUGUGUGCAGAUAUCACCUCAAAAGUAGCACUGAUGUGAGAGCCUUUUUUUUGUAAUGAUUAUUUUUGUUGGUCCAUUUUUUAGUUAGUGUUGUACGGCAUUUAAAAAUAACAGAUAGAGCUUUGGUGCAUUGUCUUUCAGACGUGAGUAAAUUUAAGCAUGUCUUUUUAUUUAGAUAACAUCGACAUUCAGGGAACAGCGCCUCACACGAUACAUCUAGAAGAAAAAUGCUAAGCAUAAACAUGUCUGCUUAGUGUAAACAUGUUACCACCUUUAAUGUGAUAUGAUAUUAAGCUGUAGGGACCGGUACCCUGUGUUAUUUGCACUUGUGAAAUCAAACUUUUUAAGGAACGUCUUCUGCUUUGCAAGUUCAGGGGUUGAUUUCACAAAGUGUUAAGACUAUAUAUUUAUCUCGAGUUAGGACGAUUUACUUAGGACUCGCUGUAAGUUAUUAAUAUCUCCUAGGACUAGUCCUAAGUUUAUGGGACUAGUUCUAACUCUUUGUGAAAUGGACCCCAGGAAACUUAGUCCUUGGCUCGACUAAUCACACCUGGGCCCAAUUUCAUAGAGCUGCUUAAGCACAAAGCAAUUUUGCUAAGCACAAAGCAAUUUUGCUUACCAGACACUAUCCUGUCACAUGUCCCAUCCUGCUUGUUUUUGCAGAGCAGACAAUUAUUUGGCACUGUUGUCUGCUUUAUAAGGGACCUUCAUAAUUGGGACCUCAGGCUCAUUGUGCUUAAACUUUUAGACUGCUGUGUACCCACACACAUGCCUAUCCUGUCAGCUAUUUUAGGAGUCAAAACAUACACAAAGGAUUCAACUCCCAAAAUCCUACUGCUAGAUUGCACGUGUCUGCCUGUUCUUCAAUACUGGCAGACGUGCUGAUCUAGCUGUAGCUGUAGCCGAAGUUGCCGUUCAGGACACGGCCUUUAGUAGGUGAGUUCCGCGUCAUGCAAGGAGUCAAUGAAAGUACACUAUUUGUUCUCACUAUAACAUAUGCAGCAGACAUUAUACCAUGUAUUUUUUAACUGUAGAAAUAUCUAUGCAAUUAUAUCGGGUGCUACAAAUUGCCAAGGUAUCAAAUAACGUAUUGUAUUUUUUUCUCACGUACAUUUAAGUGGCUGCAGUUCAUGUUGAGGUUUUUAAUUAACAAUUCUUUACAUAGUUGUGAAUGUAAAAAAAAAAAUUAUGCACUUAUAUUUUCUUGCUUUUUAUUCGACAUUGCCGUUGGAAAAACUGGAGACCAAUCAUGCCAUAGACUUCCAGUUUCACCCUUUGUAUAGGGUUCUUAGCUAAUAUUUAUGGACUUUCUUGUAUUUAGUGUAACGGCCCCAGUGUCCAUAUAAAAGGCACUGGACACCUUUGGUAAUUGUCAAAGACCAGUAUUCUCACUUGGUGUAUCCUCACAUAAUGUGUAA